AUGAUUCCCUUUUUUCGGCUUCGUAAACAUUUCACUCAAGUAAACUGGAAAGAUUACUGCCGUUUAGUCUACAACCACUUAAACCAUUUUACCCGUUUAACAUUUGCGCACGCAGAAAAGACGCUUAUAGGUAAGGAGAAAAGGUGUUAUACGGACCCCCUCGUUAAUAUGAAUAUCCUCAUAACUGUUAGAAAUAAUGUGUUCAUAGGUGGAAGCAAACAGGAAGGCAAACGUAAUACUGCAACUACGUUUGACUUAAGUGCGAAUGUACAAAUUCAUAGGAGUAGUGAAGUCAAUGAGUGUGGGUACAGUUGUGGAGUUGGGACUAGCAGGUUGAACGGUAUGCAAAUUUUAAAUAAUACUAUAGCUGUUUUUACAAAUCCUUUUAAAAUAUUCAAAAGAAACAAAAUGGUAAAAACUAGUUCAUAUAGAAGAAAGAGUAGGAGUUCACCAAAUGGACAAGGACAGAAAGCUAAAAUAGGGAUUAAAAGGUUAAGUGCUGAGUAUGUAAAAACAGGGCAGAUGUUAGUUAAACAAAGAAAAAUUAUUGCAUUUAAUUAUGAAAAAAAAAUAAGAAAAAGAAAUUUUAAAUAUUAUCCAGGUGAAAAUGUUAAGGUUACUAAAAAUACUAGUUUAGUAGCAUUAACCAAUGGAAGAGUUAAAUAUACAUUUCAUGUUUUACAAAAUUUAUUAAUUGUUAAUAUAUUACCAGAAGAAUUAGAUGAAUUGAAAGAAGAAGAUUUAUAUAGAUAUAGAACAGAACAUGUCAAGUCGUUUGAAGAAAAUAGAAGUUUAAUUUAUCUAAGAAUGAAAAAUAUUAUUACUUUUCCAAAAUUUACUCAUACACAAUAUAUUGAACCCCCUUUAAAACCACAAUUUUUGACUAGAUAUGAUAUAUAUGAUAAUCCAACACUCCAACGGGUCCCUCUCUUGUACCAUAAGAAGAAGUAA
Plasmodium malariae is the source of this 951-nucleotide messenger RNA. RefSeq names its product mitochondrial ribosomal protein L27 precursor, putative. Gene Ontology annotation, cellular component: mitochondrial large ribosomal subunit; ribosome. Lineage: Eukaryota; Apicomplexa; Aconoidasida; Haemosporida; Plasmodiidae. The transcript has a single exon. Gene Ontology annotation, molecular function: structural constituent of ribosome. The record is from RefSeq and is a predicted model, not a curated record. The coding region runs from base 1 to 951 and encodes 316 amino acids. Gene Ontology annotation, biological process: translation.